UACAGAGAGAAAGAUAUAUAUAUAUAUAUACAUAUAUCUGCAUGGCACAAACUUUUGGACAAUCCUUUUACAUCUUUGGCCUUAUCAUCGCCAGUCCACCAGCUCCAGCCCAGCCAUGAGGAAAGAAGUCUGCACCAUUGUUUUUCUCCGCGCCGUCUUCACUGAGUUCUUGGCAACCAUGAUUUUUGUGUUCUUUGGUUUGGGCUCAGCCUUGAAGUGGCCAUCGGCCUUGCCAAGUGUCCUUCAGAUUUCCCUGACAUUUGGCUUGGCAAUUGCAACAAUGGUACAGACCUUUGGUCAUAUCAGCGGUGGUCAUAUCAACCCAGCGGUCACCAUCGCCUUCUUCGUUGGGAACCAGAUCUCUUUCCUCCGGAUGUUGUUUUACAUCGUGGCUCAGCUGCUGGGGGCCAUUGCUGGUGCAGGCAUCCUUUAUGGAGUGACUCCCUCCAAUGCCCGUGGUAAUCUGGCAGCCAAUGGGCUUAGCAACAACACAACAGCAGGUCAGGCUGUGGUCGUGGAGAUUAUCCUGACUUUCCAGCUUGUCUUGUGCAUUUUUGCCUCAACCGACAACCGCCGAAAUGACAAAGUGGGAUCUCCGUCUCUCUCCAUUGGAUUGUCAGUCACCCUGGGCUGUCUGGUGGGGAUCUAUUUCACUGGCUGCUCUAUGAAUCCUGCCAGGUCUUUUGGACCUGCGGUUGUCAUGAAAAGAUUUACCUCUGCUCACUGGGUGUUCUGGGUUGGACCCAUUUCUGGAGGCAUUCUAGCUUCUCUGUUGUACAACUACCUUCUGCUUCCUCACUCAAUGAAUAUGUCUGAAAGAGUGGCCAUCAUCAAAGGUACUUACGAGUCAGAGGAAGAGUGGGAAGAGAAAGAGAAAAGCAUGGAAAUGUCUUCUCCAUAAACAAAGACGAUCAGAAGGAGAGGGAGAGAAGGAACCUGAUGGCUUGCAUGAUGAUAAACACUCACUGCAUAUCUUGUAAGCCCAAGAAACUUCCCCCAGUGCCCUGGACCUGAAGAGUCUAAAUACUUGCCUAAAUAACUGUCUUGAACCCGCGGCUGCAUGUAUGUGAGUGCAUGAGAAAACGUGGCUCAUUCAAACAGCAAAAAUCAGACAAGGACAGGACCUUCACGUCCUGGGAGUACAAAAAUCUGGAUGUGCUCCAGGACUGUUCUAUCCACAUUUUUUUUUCACAACAGGGCACAGUCAUUUGUUUAAAUAUUGACAUCUGACUUCAUGGCAGGAGUCCAGAAUUUGCCACUAUAGGUUUAUUGAUAUGCUCCAGACAUUUUUGGGGGGUGGGGUGGGGGUGGAGCACAGUGACUUGAGCUCAUCUCAUCUAGGCAUCAAUAUUUGUCACUUGUUUUGAGAUGCGUAGGAUAUCUUUAAUCUUAAUAUUUAAGGCAGCCAAAAUAUGAGGCGAAACCCUGGGCUGAAGGCUGCUGUGGUUGGCUUGUGAAAGAGGGAAAAACUGACAGCAGCUUUGCACUGAAGCCUGUGAGGAUUUAUAGGAAGUCCCCGAAAGGCAAAUCUUUAAAAAAAAAGGUAGUACUUUAAGAUCCAUAAAUGGUUUUCUUUUCAUAGAAUGCCAAGGGAAGCAAGCGUCCUCAGGAAAUGCCUUUAGCUAUUCCCUUCCUCAAGUGAUUUCAGGGUUCAAAGGGAAUAGAGCACAUCAAAGUUCCUUGCUUUGGCUUAAUUUCCAUCUUACAUAGAUCCCCCAAAGCAACAGACAAAAAUCCUUUCAGGGCUGUUCAAUGGAGCUCAGUCUAUCUCCCAUAGCCAUUUAGGUUAUCCUGACUCAAUUCUUCCAUGUUUCUGAUGCUGAGAGAGAAGGAGCAGAGAGUGGAGAGUUGCCAUCAUUAGAUCAAGUCAACGGGGGAGAUCAGAAGUGCAAUUAAUUGGUAGAAAUGGGACCAGGAGUAGAACCAAUAGCAGUAGAUGGAAAUUGGCUCUGAUAGCUGACAACAAUGUGCUGGGAUUCCAGAUACAGACAGAGAAGCAGCAUAGGAAGGUGCAAUAACACGGGAGUGUGAUGCACUUAUAAUACCUGAUGAGUCACCAUUUCACUCUCCCUUUCCCGCCUCAGGGUAACACCAAAUGGAUUCCCUCCCCCCCCCUGCCCUCCACAAAAGAAUGCGGAUAAUUUUAGAAAGAAUUCUCCCCAGAAUGAGAACGAUAUGAUUUUUCUUAGUGCUCUGGAGAAAGAUCAGGACCAGAUAACGUCCAUGUGGACAAAAUUAAAUUGGCUUCAAAAGGGUUCUCUGGUGGACCUUAGGAAAUUGAUAUAUAGGGCAGGGGGAAGACUCCUUCUCCACUUAGAAAUCUUAAAUAAACUAAUUUGAGCUCAAUGAGUGCCUGAUUGGGGGGCGGGGCCGAUCUAUUUGCAGAGAAAGAUAAUCUUAUCUGGAGGCCUAAAGACCAAGAGAAAGUUCCCUGAGUGACAACGGAGGUGGUUCACUUCAAGGGAAUGUGAGGAAAGGCCAAACCAAAAGUUGAAUUUUAAGAAAGUCUACCACCUUUUAUGAGGGGGGAAAGCCCCCUCAUUCUUCACUUAAAAGUCCAGAACAAAUGUUACACACUUGUCUGCUUUAUAACUUAAUUUUGGAGGGAACAGGCCAUGCCCAACUAUUGUUUUUCUGCAAAAGAAGAAUCUAUUUUGCCUGGGAGCUUUAUCAUUAUUUGUUGUAUAUUGUAUUAUU
Pseudonaja textilis is the source of this 2697-nucleotide messenger RNA. RefSeq names its product aquaporin-5. The record is from RefSeq and is a predicted model, not a curated record. NCBI's taxonomy places the organism in Eukaryota, Metazoa, Chordata, Lepidosauria, Squamata, Elapidae. Gene Ontology annotation, molecular function: water channel activity. Gene Ontology annotation, cellular component: apical plasma membrane; plasma membrane. Gene Ontology annotation, biological process: transmembrane transport; water transport; carbon dioxide transport.